UAUCGUUCCGGCUGCUGUAUUAUCCGAUUCUUGUGUGUUGGUUGGUAUAUCGGAAGCUUUAGUGCAAGAUGUUCGAAGAAAAACUUAUAGCAGAGAUUGAAAAACACAACUGCUUGUGGGACAAACGACAGCUUAGUUACCGCGAUCGGGUGAAGAAAGAUUUGGCUUGGCGAAAUGUAGCUGCUGCUGUGGGACAUCCUGAGGAAAACUGCCGAAAGCGAUGGAAAUCGUUAAGAGACCGAUAUGGAAUAGAAUUGAAGGUUGAUCAACAACCUAGCGGAAGUGCUGCGUCGUUUAGACGAGCUUGGCCAUAUUACGAAGCUAUGUUGUUUUUGAAAGACACGGUCACGCCCAGACAGACAACAACAAACAUCGUCUCCCAAACGCCAGAAGUUCUCGGACAAGAACCAGAUAUACUGGAUACUUCCUUUGGAUUCCAAAUAGGAUAUUAUUCCAAACGCGUGGUUUUCGAUGCAAGUUUACGAGGCUUACGCGGUUACGAGACAUUUAAAUAA
Rhagoletis zephyria (snowberry fruit fly) is the source of this 515-nucleotide messenger RNA. RefSeq names its product transcription factor Adf-1-like. Lineage: Eukaryota; Metazoa; Arthropoda; Insecta; Diptera; Tephritidae. The record is from RefSeq and is a predicted model, not a curated record.